This is a messenger RNA of Akanthomyces muscarius, 2187 nucleotides long. RefSeq lists its product as uncharacterized. Gene Ontology annotation, cellular component: autophagosome; phagophore assembly site. Gene Ontology annotation, biological process: autophagy of mitochondrion; protein localization to phagophore assembly site. The record is from RefSeq and is a predicted model, not a curated record. The transcript is spliced from 4 exons. NCBI's taxonomy places the organism in Eukaryota, Fungi, Ascomycota, Sordariomycetes, Hypocreales, Cordycipitaceae. The coding region runs from base 1 to 2187 and encodes 728 amino acids.
AUGGAGGCCUCAUCUCGAAACGUCACCAAAUCGUUCUACGACCAGCUUCGAUCCCGAGACGAUGACCUUCCCGACCUCGAAGAUGGAAGGAUGCGAGCGCUCGACGAGGAAAACUUAAUGCAUGAAUUCAGAGAUGUGCAAGUCGAUGAUAUGAUUAUUCGAGAAAGUCGUAUAGCCAUGGGAAGUACUAUGGCCGGACGUGGCCGGAAGAACGGCUCUCCCUCUUCGAAAAAACAAGACAAGAGCACACAGCCAAUCACUGCCUGGGCAGUUGAUGACGAAGAUCCGGAUGAAGAUGUUCCCGCAUCUCUCCUAAUCGAGAACAAUUCUGAGCCAACACAACGACUUGAUGCCAUGGCGGGGGUGACUACCCAGGGCACAAUGGAGCCAACAACCUGGAGGACACCCUCGCCUGCGACGCACAGAGCCCGAUGGGAAACUGCCAAACGACAGCAACAAUUGUAUCGGGAUGACAGCAGUCCGGGUGCCCAGCCUCGUUCCGUAAUGACAGGCACUCGUUUUGGAGGCAGGCGAGAACGCGCCCUGUGGAGAUGGGUGAAUACGUCCAGUCUGGAUACCUUCAUGAGAGAUGUAUACGACUACUACGAAGGUGGAGGCAUGUGGUGCAUUCUUUGCUCAAAUGCCCUGUGGCUCUUGGAAACGCUGUUUGUCGCGGUUCUUCUCACGUUUCUCACGCAAUGUGUCGACUACGGUAAGGUGCCAAGGAGCAAGUCGCUCGAACAAGUCAUUAUCCCACAAUGUACUCGAAAAAUGUCGGGCUUCUGGAACCUCGGAAUAUGGCUGUACUCGUUCUUCUUCAUAUGGAAAUCAGUCCAAUACUUCCUCGAGAUACGCCGCUUGAUUCACAUACGAGAGUUCUACAUCUGUCUACUGGAAAUUCCAGAGCAAGACAUGCAGACUGUGUCUUGGCAAGAUAUCGUUGCCAGGAUUAUGUCUUUACGGGAUCAAAAUCCCAAAACAGCAGCAAAUAUCCCCGCAAAGCUACGACGUUUCAUGGGUAGUCAGUCAAAGGAAAGACUAGACGCUCACGAUAUUGCAAACAGACUCAUGCGAAAAGAGAAUUAUCUCAUUGCCAUGAUAAACAAAGAUGUGCUGAACCUCUCUCUACCAAUUCCGUUCAUGCACGGCAGACAGCUGUUCUCGAAGACGAUGGAGUGGUACCUUCAUUAUGGGAUCCUCGACAUGGCUUUCAACGAACUAGGCCAAGUGCAGCAAGACUUCUUGCGCGUUGACCGCCGAAGAAUUUUGAGUGAAAAGUUGCGACAAAGACUCCUUUUCGCGGGAAUAUUGAAUCUUCUAUUCGCCCCAAUUGUUCUUGCAUAUGUCAUUAUUGUCUACUUCUUCACCUACUACAAUGAGUACCAAAAGGACCCAAAACUAGCAGCUGCGAGAAAAUACACAGCCCUGGCAGAGUGGAAGUUUCGCGAAUUCAACGAACUGCCACAUAUUUUCUAUGAGAGGCUGCACAUGUCUUUCCCAUUCGCAACACGAUAUGUUGACCAGUUUCCGAAGAGGAUGACUGAAGAUAUAGCGAGAAGCGUGGCAUUUAUGUCCGGCGCGAUCACUGCUGUGCUAGCAGUGUGCACAGUGCUUGACUCGGAGCUGUUUCUUGGAUUUGAAAUUACCAAGGAUAGGACUGUGCUAUUCUAUCUAGGCAUUUUUGGGGCCAUAUGGGCUAUGACUCGUGGUAUGGUAUCCGAAGAGACUGCAGUCUUUAACCCCGAGUAUGCUCUUCGCAAUGUCAUCGAGUAUACACACUAUAUGCCUGAGCACUGGGAAGACAGACUCCACAGCUUCGAAGUGAAGAAAGAAUUUGCCGAGCUUUAUAAAAUGAAGGUCGUGAUCUUCCUGGAGGAAGUCAUGGGGAUUAUAACGACCCCGAUGCUCCUAUUGUUCGCCCUUCCAAGAUGCAGCGACCAAAUCGUUGACUUUUUCCGUGAAUUUACUGUUCAUGUCGACGGACUCGGGCCCGAUGAUGAACUCGAAGAUGAUGCUGACGACGGCGAUGGAAUUCUGGGUGAAUCUGUUUGGGAGACAUCGCCGGCCAAGGGUUUGAGUCGCGAAAACAGUGCAGCCAAUACGGCUGAGCCGGAUGCAGGUGUACUGGGGCUGAUAUAUCAAUUGCGACAGACCCAGCACGGCCGUCGUGGGAGUGGCAUGGUCUAA